GGUAGACGUUUGGUGUCUUGUCUGUACUCUCCUUAUUGUCUGUUACUGUAGCAAGGUGAGAGGGCACUUAGGGAAUUGAUUGGUGAAUCACAGCUAAACAAAAUGUCUUGGAACCAGAAGAAACGCGGAGGUGGCAACUUUCACAAUCGCUCCUCUGGGCACAAGGGUGGCGGCGGUGGUGCAAGCUGGAGAGCGAGACUUGAGGUUGGACAGCGAGGUUUUCUCUGUACCUGUAACAGCUUUGAAAAGGAGUGCGUCAAGGAAGCCAUGAAUUUGCUCAAUGAGUACGCAGACAAGUUGUUUGGUCCAGACGACUGGCGGAAAAAUGAGUCAGCCCCAAAGACAGACAUUCCUCCUGUGGAUAAUUCCAAGGAGGACGAGGAAGAGGAAGGCAGUGAAGAAGACGUCAGCAAGUCACUGCAGAAGGAAGUGCAAAGCUUAAAGCAGGAGUCCAAAAGGCCCAUUCACUUGCAAAGAUUCCGAGCUGUUGACUCUGGCGCUAAAAAUGUCAUCUUCAUCAGCUCCAAUGUUCCUGAUCCUGUUUUGCUUGGACACACCCUCCUGACUGAUCUCAAGACUUCCAAAGUAGGCAGAAGCAGGUUCCUGCAGAGACUGCUGCCUGUCGAGGUCACUUGCAAAGCCUACUUAGAAGAUAUGACCAGAGCGGCAGGCCCGCUUUUUGACAAGCACUUUGCCAAAGGGAACACCAGCUUCUCAAUUGUUUACAAGUGCAGAAACAACAAAUUGAAUCGAGACGCUGUGAUCAAGGAGCUAGCAGAUCUGGUGUGCCUGAAAAAUGCAUCCAACCAUGCUAACCUGACUCAACCUCAACUGGUGGUGCUGGUGGAAAUUAUCCGCAACGUUUGCUGCAUCUCUGUGCUUUCGGAUUACUACGAAUUGGCCAAGUACAACCUGUUAGAAGUCAUUGCUCCACCCAAAGCUGAGAAACAAGAAUCUCAGACAGAUGGAGCUGAUGGCUCUGUGGAUGAAGAACCUGAGGAAGUGCCUGCCUCUGAAGAAGCAAAUGAUGCUGAUGCUAGUCCUGCAAAGCAGGCGAAAGAGAUGUAAGUUGUAGAAUUGUGACUUACUCAUCGGUUUAGGACAAUGUCAGCUAUUUUGUCAUGAUAUUUUUGUUACUCUGUAAUGAACUCGUUUAAAAUAAAUAAAUAUCCAGAAAGCUUCGUCAGAUUAAAGUAUUCCUACAAUAGUUAAAUGCAGUCAUUAUUCAUCUCUCUUUACAAGAGCUAUAAUUACGCAACACAACAGUGCUGUUUGCAUCAACUACUGACCCGCCUGACUGAUUAGUUCCUAGGCAACAUGUAAUAGCCAUUAUACAUCUAUGGGCCACAUAAUUGACCAGAAACCAGAAUGUAAAAUGAAAGAAAAAGUAGCAUCUGAGCAUUAAUGGCACCUGCAACCUUGAGACUUCGCGGCUCCUCUUCCAAAAAAACCUGGCUCUUUUACUCGCUCCUGAAGUGUGGGAUGGGUGUGGUCUUUUCUAGAAAUCACGGAACGAGUAAUCAAAGCAGGAAAAUUGCUCCAAUUAUACAUCAGACAUUAAGUUUAUUAUCUUUUUGUAAAAAUGCGAUGGUAAAAAAUCCAAUAAAUCAUUUAUCUAUUCAGAAUGGAUAUAGGUAAAUUAGAGGAUGGUUUUUUAAGUUCUUCAAACGCGAGUCUUUCGAUUUUAACGGUAAUAUUCUGGUAAAUUUGAAUUAUGUGUUAAAAGUAAUUGUUGACAUGCAGAAGCACGCGAAGUUGGCAUAAUUUUCAUAUGAAAUUAAAUGCAGCUCCCGCGGUGUAUAGUUAGUUGUUUAAUUUCUGUAUUUCUUCAGAAAUUUCCUGUCCAACUAGUUUCGGCUGCUUAGUUGCAGCCCUAAUUCAUCAGCUUCCUAUUCCAUGUGAGGGCCGAGAUGAAAUGUUUAUACAUAAAUUGGAGCAGCUGAAACUAGUAGAGCAGGGCAUAUCUGUAGAAGUACGGAAAUAUAUUCAGCUCACUAUAUAUAUACACCGGGGAAGCUGCAUUUAAUUUCAACAAAAUAAUUCAAAUUAAAUAUUUCUGAUACAAGUAUGCAUCAAAAUCUGUAAAUAUAGUCAAAUCCUUAUUUUCCUUAAACUGUUUGGAUUUUUUUAAAUUUGUUUUGCUUUUCCAUUAAAAACCAUUAUUUUUGGUUCUAUUUGCAAACGUUUAUGCAUAUCAUGAUUGAUUCUAUUAUUAUGAUAAUUAUCUCUAUGUUCCAUCUGGGGGAGAAAAGGCAGGCCCUAUUAAUUUAGCUAUUUUUUUAUAAAAAGUGAAAUCGCCUGCGAUAAAAAUUAGUUAUGCAUCCCGCUAGACUUGGCUUCGUGGCCGGUUGCAUAGUUAACCACAAGGAAGGAGAAGUGAGCGUAAAUCGAAACAAAUGCGUUUUCCGAUGAGAGACAAAUAAAUUUAUUAAAUUAAACAGUCUACCUCGUUCUAGGUGUCAUGCGAACGAGCGUGCGUUUUUACAAAAAUUGGUGAUGGACUAUUUAGUAAGCGAUCUUGUAGCCGUGCUGCUCAACGGGCUCGGCGGAGUAGGUGAUCUUCUGGCCAGUUGCGUAGGUGACGGGAGCGGGGGCGGCAUAGGCGACGGGGGCAGCAGCGUAGGCAGCGACAGCGG
This is a messenger RNA of Cloeon dipterum, 2636 nucleotides long. Its product is annotated as THUMP domain-containing protein 1. NCBI's taxonomy places the organism in Eukaryota, Metazoa, Arthropoda, Insecta, Ephemeroptera, Baetidae. The coding region runs from base 103 to 1068 and encodes 321 amino acids. Gene Ontology annotation, molecular function: RNA binding. The record is from RefSeq and is a predicted model, not a curated record. The transcript is spliced from 6 exons. Gene Ontology annotation, biological process: tRNA modification.